Messenger RNA from Dufourea novaeangliae, 1377 nucleotides. It is a transcript of the gene wap, whose product is annotated as DDB1- and CUL4-associated factor 7. The record is from RefSeq and is a predicted model, not a curated record. NCBI's taxonomy places the organism in Eukaryota, Metazoa, Arthropoda, Insecta, Hymenoptera, Halictidae. Gene Ontology annotation, cellular component: nucleus. The transcript has 4 exons. Gene Ontology annotation, molecular function: protein binding. The coding region runs from base 264 to 1304 and encodes 346 amino acids.
UUAAUAAUUUCAUCGUUAAAAUGUCAAAUUUAAAAGAGCGCCAUUUUAUGUUAUCGCGAGAGAUUUGGUUAAUUGUCUACCUUUAUGAAACUUUCAACAGGGACGUUAACUGCUUUCAUUUAGCAUUCAGAAUUGUUAAGUAUUUUUCUGAAUAGAGCGUGUGCCAUGUGGGAGUAAAUUUUCGUAAAUUUCGAGUAAAUUGCACUCAAAGCAAUUGUGUUUCCGACGCUUUGGUUUCUGAGUGAAGGAAGCAAAAAGUGAUAAUGGCACUACAUAGUGUGCCUCCAAAAAGAAAAGAAAUUUAUAAAUACGAGGCACCAUGGCCCCUCUACAGUAUGAACUGGUCUGUUCGUCCUGACAAGCGGUUUCGUUUGGCCCUUGGAAGUUUUGUAGAAGAAUAUAACAACAAAGUACAAAUAGUUUCACUCGAUGAAGAAACUUCAGAGUUUAGUGCCAAAAGUACUUUUGACCAUCCUUAUCCAACCACAAAGAUCAUGUGGAUACCGGAUAGCAAAGGAUUAUUUCCUGAUCUUUUGGCCACAUCCGGGGACUACCUAAGAGUUUGGAGAGCAGCAGAGCCGGAAACUCGCUUGGAGUGUGUUUUAAACAAUAAUAAAAACUCAGACUUCUGUGCUCCUCUGACUUCUUUCGAUUGGAAUGAAGUAGAUCCAAACUUAAUUGGCACGUCGAGCAUAGACACAACGUGUACCAUCUGGGGUUUGGAAACUGGUCAAGUCUUGGGAAGAGUAAAUAUGGUCACUGGACAUGUCAAAACUCAAUUGAUCGCUCAUGACAAAGAAGUAUAUGAUAUAGCGUUUAGCCGUGCAGGAGGUGGCCGUGAUAUGUUUGCAUCUGUCGGUGCCGAUGGGUCCGUGAGGAUGUUCGAUUUACGGCAUUUGGAACACUCGACGAUAAUCUAUGAAGAUCCUCAACAUACGCCACUUUUAAGACUUGCGUGGAACAAACAAGAUCCGAAUUAUCUUGCGACGGUAGCUAUGGACGCUUGUGAAGUAAUAAUUUUGGAUGUCCGUGUUCCAUGUACACCGGUCGCUAGGCUAAAUAAUCAUAGAGCAAGCGUUAACGGCAUAGCCUGGGCACCCCAUUCGUCUUGUCACAUAUGUACGGCUGGAGACGAUCAUCAAGCAUUAAUUUGGGAUAUACAACAAAUGCCAAGAGCCAUCGAGGACCCUAUUCUAGCAUACACAGCUGCCGAGGGGGAGGUAAAUCAAAUACAGUGGGGUGCCACUCAGCCUGAUUGGAUCGCGAUUUGUUACAAUAAAGCAGCGGAGAUCCUCAGAGUGUAAAAAAAAAAAUAGUAUUUUCCAUUAGUUUUAUAUCUUUUAAUAACAUAGUUUCUUUGCAAAUUGUUUACUUAAG